Molecule: messenger RNA, 243 nt
Organism: Ostertagia ostertagi
Lineage: Eukaryota; Metazoa; Nematoda; Chromadorea; Rhabditida; Trichostrongylidae
Source: the annotation of a GenBank genome assembly
AUGCCAGGCGUGGCGAAACUGAUAGAGCGUGGUGCUGAGAUUGGUCUCUUUGUAGCUGAUCCACCUACGACAUCACUUCAGAGAAUCAAAGCUCUCACUACAGGAACACUGCCUACCUUCAUAGACGCCGGUGAUAACUUUGCUCCGAGUCCGAACAUCAACGAAGACAGCAUAGUUUUCCAAGCGUGGAGCAGGAAUCUCACUACGACCUUCAUGGGUGAUAACACAUGGUCAGUGAUUACA